Molecule: messenger RNA, 1504 nt
Organism: Nothoprocta perdicaria
Lineage: Eukaryota; Metazoa; Chordata; Aves; Tinamiformes; Tinamidae
Product: striatin-4-like
Exons: 7
Coding region: 1-1026 (341 amino acids)
Cellular component (GO): dendrite
Molecular function (GO): protein phosphatase 2A binding; armadillo repeat domain binding; protein-containing complex binding
Source: RefSeq, a predicted model, not a curated record
AUGGCGGGAGGCGCCAUGAUGGAGGCGGCGCGGGACCCUGGGGGCGCCUCGGUGCCGGUGGCGGUGCCGGUGGGGCCCGGGCCCAGCCUGCCCGGCGUCCUGCACUUCAUCCAGCAGGAGUGGGGCCGCUUCGAGGCCGAGCGGAGCCGCUGGGAGGCGGAGCGCGCCGAGCUCCAGGCGCAGGUGGUGGCUCUGCAGGGCGAGUGCCGGGGCGGGCAGCGCUCCCGCUCCGAGCUGCUCCGGCGCCUGCGGAUGCUGGAGGCGGCGCUAGCCCUGGAGAGGGCCAAGUGCCACAAGCUGCGACCCGACGCAGACCUUGCCACGCCGGAGCGGGCGGAAGCGGCAGCGGGAGCUGCUCCGGACGGGCCAGCAAAGGCGGGAGCUGCAGCCUGGCCGGAGGGUCGGCACCUCCUGCGGCAGUACCUGCGGGAUGCCGGUGGCUCCAGCGCCGGCUCUGACCGGCGUUCCCGGCGCCUGCGCUCCCUGCUGGCCAGCGGCGCCGAGGAGCCGGGAUCUCCUCCUGCCGGAGCCUCCGGAGCCUCCCUGCUUGUGCAGCGCAUCGAGGAGCAGAUCCAGAGGAAUGCGGGGCGGGAGCUCCCGGAGCGUGCGGGCGCCRCAUUCCCGGCUCCCGGCGCCGAGGACGAGGACAGCGACGAGGACGAGGACGCGGAGGCCGCGGGCGGCUCCCGGCCUGCCAAGAAGCAGCGCGGAAAGCCCGGCGAGGACGAGGAUGAGGCCGAUGAUGCCGAUUCCGAGGAUGCGCUCGGAGAGUUUGACUUCGUGGGAGCCGGGAGCCGGGGAAGCCGCGACAACGCUCCGGGAUCCUGGAGCAGCACCGCUCGUGCUCCAGAGCCGGAUGCGGGAACAGAGCGUCCCGGAGCCGCAUCCCGACCUGGAGCCGCAUCCCGACCUGGAGCCGCAUCCCAAGCUGCUUCCCAAUCUGGACCCGUGUCCCAAUCCAGAUACCUGAUCCGGAGCAGCAUCCCGAACUGUGUCCCGGUGCGGAUACCUGAUCCGGACACCUGACCUGGAUUCUUGUCCCAAUGCACGCUUGGAUCCGGAUCUGCAUCCUGAUGUCGCAAUCCGGAUUCGCCUCCCCGUUUGACUGCCCCAUCCAGAUCCCAAAUUCCGAUCCUCGUUGCCCAUUCCAUUCCAUGUCCUGGUUCAUGUCCUGAUCCACAUCUGCGUCCCAAUUUGUGUCUGCCUCUGGAUCUACAUCCCUUAUUCCUGCUCCACAUCCUAAUCCAUGCUCCAAUCUGGAUCCAAGUCCCCAGUCUGCACCCUGACCCCUCUGUCCACCCAGAUCCAGGUCCCAGUCUGGAUUUGCAUCCCGGAUCCAGGUCUCGAUUUGGAUCCAUGUCUUCCAUCCCAAUCCCACCCGGAUCCAGGUCCAGAUUCUCAUCCGGGUCUGGAUCUGUGUCCCAACUCACAUCCCCAUCUGGGAACGCAUCUUGAUCCCGAUCCGUGCCCGGAUCCGCAUCCCACACCCCAAUCCACGUCCCGG